AUGUUGGAGGGUCCUUCCUAUCUUGUUUCAAGGCAGCUUCCGAGCUCCUGUGAGCAAGAGAGUCAGUGGAUGUACAACACUCAAUGUGUUCUUGAAUCGUCACACAGUAAGCGCCCACUUGAAGAUGGGGAAGAGUUGAAUCUUGAUCAUUCCCAUGCCCAAUCCGACCAGCCAAAUGACCAGAAUCUUGCUGAUUCCCAUGCCCAAUCUGACCAGCCAAAUGACCAGAGACCUGCUCUUUCCUAUGCCAACACUGACCAGCCAAAUGAUCAGGAUCAUGACGGUAACAACUACGAUCCGAAUUCACUAUUCCAGCAACUUGGAAGGGAUGUCUCAAUACACUGUCUCCUUCGUUGUUCAAGAGCUGAUUAUGGCUCAGUUGCCAUGUUGUGUAGGAGUUUCCGGUCUCUAAUUCGAAGUGGGGAGCUGUACACCCUGAGGCGAAAAAUGGGUAUUGUAGAACAUUGGGCUUACUUCUCUUGUGCUCUCUCUGAAUGGUGGGCAUUUAAUCCAGAUCGUGAACAUUGGAUGCCUUUGCCUAAAAUGGAAAUAAAUGGAUGUUUCAUGUGUUCAGAUAAGGAGUCGUUAGCCGUUGGCACUGAACUUCUUGUAUUUGGAAAGGAAAUAACGUCCCAUGUGGUUUACAAAUAUAGCCUUUUGACACACAAGUGGUCAUCCGGCCAAUUGAUGAAUACACCUAGGUGCUUGUUCGCUUCUGCUAGCAGUGGGGAAAUUGCCAUUCUAGCCGGUGGUUGCGAUCCAUGUGGCAAUAUCUUGAGCACUGCUGAGCUGUACAAUUCAGAAACAGGAACUUGGUUGACUCUUCCGAGCAUGAAUAAACCUAGAAAAAUGUCGUCUGGGGUAUUUAUGGAUGGCAAGUUUUAUGUCAUUGGCGGGAUUGGAGUGGGCAGCCCAAUUGCACUUAGCUGUGGGGAGGUUUAUGAUUUGGAGAGGGGGACUUGGACUGAGAUACCUAACAUGCACCCCCGAAAAAAUGGAGGGGCUGGAGGAACUAAUAUGCCUGCUACAGCUGAGGCACCUCCUCUGCUUGCAGUUGUAAAUAACAUACUGUAUGCUGCAGAUCAUGCAGAACAGGAGGUGAGAAAGUAUGAUAAGGAGAGGAACAUGUGGAUUACUAUUGGGAGAUUGCCUGAGCGGACAUCCUCAAUGAAUGGUUGGGGAGUAGCAUUUCGGGCAUGUGGUAAUCGGUUAAUUGUAAUUGGUGGACCAAGGGGUUCAACCGUAGGGCAAAUUGAAAUUAACUCUUGGGUCCCUGAUGAAGGUCCGCCGCAGUGGAACCUGCUUGCUGUAAAGGAUCCGGGAGGCUUUGUCUAUAAUUGUGCAGUGAUGGGAUGCUGAGGUGUCCGGUUUCCGUUACACCAUGUGCUGGCCGGAAGGGUGAAAUUUACAGUUUUUUCCUUUCAAGGAGUUUGCGUUCCAGUUUCUGGGUAAUUUCUGCCCUCAACAUGAGAAUAUUCAGGUUAAUGUAGAGUCAUAGAUACAUUUACAGAAAGGAGGCCUGCAGAGUUAGUUUCCUUUUUUUAAAGUUUUUAAUUUUACCUUUAGAGUGUUGCAUCUCUUUUCUUUACCCCUUUGUUACUUUGAGAGCUUUUAAAGGUUGUAUCAUGUAGAAGUAGCAAAGAUUAAUAAGCUGAAGUAUUGAUAAAUUGGUAGGUUGUCAUGUCCAUUUCAUAAUUGAAACAUUAAAGGAA
Messenger RNA from Fragaria vesca subsp. vesca, 1712 nucleotides. RefSeq names its product F-box/kelch-repeat protein At1g74510-like. NCBI's taxonomy places the organism in Eukaryota, Viridiplantae, Streptophyta, Magnoliopsida, Rosales, Rosaceae. Gene Ontology annotation, cellular component: nucleus. Bases 1 to 1359 code for a protein of 452 amino acids. The transcript has 2 exons. Gene Ontology annotation, molecular function: protein binding. The record is from RefSeq and is a predicted model, not a curated record.